Trifolium pratense (red clover) is the source of this 967-nucleotide messenger RNA. RefSeq lists its product as uncharacterized. The record is from RefSeq and is a predicted model, not a curated record. The transcript is spliced from 4 exons. The coding region runs from base 81 to 626 and encodes 181 amino acids. NCBI's taxonomy places the organism in Eukaryota, Viridiplantae, Streptophyta, Magnoliopsida, Fabales, Fabaceae.
UCUUCUUACUAGGGUUUCAUCGCGAUCAUUCUUCUUGCUACGCGUUUCUUUUUCUUCUCCGCUCCAGGAAUCUCUCCACAAUGUCCACCAAGUUCGAAAAGAAAUCAAAGAGGAAAUUCGAAAUGAAACCCAAGUGCUUUCGUGUAAGAUCACGAAAUCCUAGGACUAGUGCGAUGUACCAUUAUCAACACGUCGGUCCCUAUGAUUGGUUACCUAUUCCCAAAGAGCUAUACCCUGCGUACCUGGCUGAUAUUGCUGCGGCUGCAAAGGCUCGUGCUGAGGGGAAGCCCAUAGACAAAAACAUUUGGAAUAAGUACUUUCGAGUGAAACCGGUAGUGCACAGGUCCAAACCCCUUGCCAAUUGGAAACAGCUGGAUGACUAUUGGAGAGAGAGAGAUGCUGCUCGUGUCAAGGCUAACGCUUUAAAGAGGAAGAUGAAAAAGGCUUAUCACAUGAAAAAGGAGCAGCCGUUAUUAAACAAAACUGAAUUGAUGACAGAAUUUGCUCGUGUCGUGGCUAACGCUUUAAAGAGGAAGGAGAAAGAGGCUUAUCCCAUGAAAAAGGAGCAGCAGUUAUUAGACGAAACUAAAUUGACAGAUUUUGCCCGUUUCCGGCUAACGCUUUAAAGAGGAAGAAGAAAGAGGCUUAUCACAUGAAAAAGGAGCAGCAGUUAUUAAAGGAAUGUGUUUGAGGGUAAUGUCAUGCUAGCUUAUUUUGUUGGUUAAAUAAUUGUCUUGUAUCUCUGAGUGUUGGAACUUGCCUCUAUAAUGACUAUUUUCUGCAUGUAAAUAAGGCUUAUAACAGAAAAAAGGAGCUGUUAUAAAAGCAAUGUUUUAAGAGUGUAAUGUCAUGCUAGCUUAUAUUGUUGGUUAAAUAAUUGUCUUGUCUGAGUGUUGGAACUAGCAUCUAUGGUGUAUGUAGAAUGACUUUUUUCUGCAUGUUUCUAUUUUGAAGAACAAUUUCUACA